Messenger RNA from Knipowitschia caucasica, 1611 nucleotides. NCBI's taxonomy places the organism in Eukaryota, Metazoa, Chordata, Actinopteri, Gobiiformes, Gobiidae. The record is from the annotation of a GenBank genome assembly.
AUGUCUUUUGUGGGGAACGCUGCAGUCCUGGUGAGUGCGGGUAGACGCUUCAGCCAGCUCAAAGCUCCGGAACUGCUUACGGUGAAUCUGGCACUGACCGACAUCGGCAUGGCUUUGACCAUGUACCCUCUCUCCAUUGCCUCAACCUUCAACCACGCCUGGAUGGGGGGCGACCCGGCCUGCCUCUACUACGGCCUCAUGGGAAUGCUCUUUAGCGUCACCAGCAUCAUGACUCUGGCUGUGAUGGGAAUGAUCCGGUACCUGGUCACCGGUACUCCACCCAAGACAGGCGUGAAGUUCCAGCGGCCCACUAUUUGGAUUGUGAUCAGCGGUAUCUGGCUGUACGCAGGGCUCUGGGCGGUGCUUCCUCUGCUGGGCUGGGGCAGUUACGGCCCAGAGCCAUUUGGACUGGCCUGCUCCGUGGACUGGACCGGUUACGGAGAGUCCCUCAACCACUCCACCUUCAUCCUGGUGCUGUCCAUCCUCUGCACCUUUCUCCCCUGCGUCACCAUCUUUUUCACCUACUUUGGCAUCGCAUGGAAACUGCACCGAGCCUACCAGUCCAUCCGGACACAGGACUUCCAGUACGGCAACAUAGAGAAGAAAAUAACACUUAUGGCUGUGAUGAUCAGCGUGGGCUUCCUGCUGGCGUGGACCCCCUAUGUGGCUGUGAGCUUCUGGAGCAUGUCUCACGCUCGGAUCCAGGACAACCUUAACCCCUUCAUCACGCUACUGCCUUGCCUUUUCGCCAAGAGCUCCACAGUCUACAACCCUUUCAUCUACUUCAUCUUCCAGCGCUCAGCCAGGCGGGAUCAGGCGGGUCACAGAAAGCACCAGCGAGCCUGCUUCCACUGCUGCGGCUGCGGGUACUCGGGGACGCCAGAUAAUGCCAAAAGUGACGGAAAAAUGACCACGGAUUGCAACGGGAACGGCACCGACGCAACGAUGCUGGGGUUGAUGGGGGGGUCUGCGGGCCUAAUUGUGAACCAAAAUAGAGUGGUUGGUUUGUGGUCUUGGGUCUUGGCGUUCUGGUUAUGUGGUUUGUUCGGCUUUGUGGGUGGUGAACGUUUUUGGAUUGCGGUGGCGUGUCGCCUGAUCUGCUUUCUGCUGGUGUGGCGCGUUCUGCGGUCGCUUGGGCUCGGUUCCUUGUUGCGCUUGUGCUCAUGCCUCGCCGUGGUGUUUGGUUUGUGCGGGGGACGAUGGUGUCGUCGCGUUGCGGGUCGGGUGUGUCUUUCUUUUGUGCUUGUGUUCUGUGGUUUGGUGGUGUCGUGGUGUUUUCCGUUGUUGGCGUCCUUUGUUGAUUACCGCGUUUGGGUGGUUUCGGAUUUGGUUCCAGUUUUUCUCUUGUUGGUGGUUUUGGUGGCGUUCGGCUGGGGGCUUGGUGUGUCUCUUCUGCCUGGCUUGGGUCUUUUCGUUGCUGUGUUGUGUUUGGGGCUUCUGUUGGCGGUGGUGUUGUGGGGGUUCGGGUUUGACGAUUGUGCCUUGUGUUUUGCCCGUCCUGGGUGGUUGUUGUGCUUCUUCUGGGGUUGGGUGGUGCAGUUUGCUGGGUGGUGUUUUCAAGCUUGGUGGGCUGGGGGUGUGGUUUUGGUGUUUGCUUGGUGGGUGGCCUGA